AUGAGCGCACCUACUGGUCGUUCUCAAUCGACUCCUCAGAACUCACAACAUCGUUAUGUCGAGCAAGGUUUCGAGGACUAUGGAUCGCAGUUAACAAGUUCCCCUGGGCCUGAUGUUGACGACACCAUAGCACGCAUGGGAAAUAUGAGAAUAAGCGACGAUCGUCAAAUGCUACACCCCUCUCGCUCAAAUUCAACGCCGGUAACAUCCUCCGGGUUAAGAACGCCGUUCACUCAGCAGAGAAGUACCUCUCCUCGUCCUCGUCCAAAUAAUCAAGAGCACAUGCCUCUCGCUUCACAAUAUCCGAGACAUCAGGACUCGCAAUACCCUCCUCAUCAAGAACAGAUGUCCCCCAUCUCACAAUAUUCACACCAAGAACAAAUUUCUCCCGUUUCACACUACUCACAACAAGAGCAGAUGCCUCUAAAUUCACAAUAUCCGCACCAGGAUCGAAUGCCUCCCAAUUCUCUUCAAGAGCAGAUGCCUCCUGAUUCUCAGUAUACACGCCAAGAUCGGAUGCCUUCUACCCCGCAAUAUUCGCACCAAGAGCAGGCGCCCCCCAAUUCGCAGUAUCCACAUCAAGAUCAGAUGCCUCCUACCUCGCAGUAUCCACAUCAAGAGCCGAUGCCCCCCAACUCACAAUAUUCACACCAGGAUCAAUUGCCUCCAAACUCGCAAUAUUCGCACCAGGAUCGAAUGCCUCCAAAUUCACAAUAUUCGCAUCAGGAUCAGAUGCCUCCCACCUCAAAAUAUUCAUCACACCAAGAGCAAUUGCCCCCAUCGCAAUAUCAACAACCUCAAGAGCGAUCAACCUCACCCUCUCCUCAUCCUCAAUAUACAUAUCAAGAGAAAACGCCUCAUCCAUCACAGCGUCCACAAUAUCACGACCAUGCACCUCCCUCACAAAAUCAGGAGCAUGUGUCUCCUACACAACCCCACCCGCAAUAUCCACAGCAUCAAGAGCAAACACCUUAUCCGCAACAAGAGUAUCAGGACUAUGGUUACCGCGAUGACUAUUAUAACUAUCCUCAAGGUCAAAAUUAUUAUGCUCCCGGACAAAAUUUUGACCCGGCUGUGGGGUACCCGGAGGAUGCUUUCGAUUAUCCCCCUCAACAGUAUGCUUAUGAUCAGGGAGGGUACGAUUAUCAACGAGAUGGAUACGGAUAUGAUCAUUAUCAACAGGAGUAUCCGACCGGCGAAGGAUAUUAUGGUGGUGAAAUGCAACCUCAGAAUUAUUAUUAUGAUCAACAAUACUACUAUGACCAAAAUUACGAUCCAAAUUACGGGCCGAAUUAUCCACCACAAGAUUAUCCCCAAGAUGAAUAUGGAGCCCCUAUGUAUUAUGAUCAGCAACCAAUGGGUCAACCGAUUCAACCAGGUCAAUCAAGCAGAAUGGACUCAAUUAAUGUGAGAGCGAAAUCAGAACCUGCGAAAGAGAAACCUUCCUACACUCCGGAAGCCAUAGAGAAAUAUCGAACGAAGGCUAAAGAUAGUGGAAAUCCUGCUACUUUGUUUUCCUUCGCAAAAUAUUUAAUUGAGGCUGCGGCGGAAACGGAGGGUAAUGAACCUGACCCGAAAAAUGCCAAAAAGAGAAAAGACGCAUUAUUACAGGAGGCGAUUAAGUUAAUCAAGCGACUGGCUCAGGGAAUAGGUUUCGGUCGACCAGCAUAUCCGGAAGCUCAAUUUUACCUCGCAAAUUGCUACAGCAAUGGUUCGUUGGGGUUGCCACUUGAUCCCGACAAAGCAUUCGGCCUAUACAUGCAAGCAUCGAAACAAAAUCAUGGCGCCGCUACGUAUCGUACUGCGGUAUGUUAUGAGGUUGGUGCAGGGACGAAACGAGAUCCACAUCGUGCCACGCAAUUCUUUAAAAAAGCUGCUGCAUUAGGCGACACAGCUGCCAUGUAUAAACUUGGCAUGAUCAUGUUGAAAGGACUUUUGGCACAACAACUGAAUACCCGUGAAGCCGUCAUAUGGCUUAAACGUGCGGCAGCCAAUGCCGAUGAGGAGAAUCCGCAUGCCUUGCAUCAAUUAGGUUUGCUACACGCUAAACCGGAAAAGGAACCACCGGAAAUUCCUUCACUAAUUAGAAACGAGAAGCAUGCUAUCGAAGAAUUUAAGCGGGCCGCCGAUUUAGGCUAUGCUCCUUCCUGCUAUAAAUUGGGCUGUUGCUAUGAAUAUGGUCAACUGGGAUGCCCCGUCGAUCCACGCCAGUCCAUCAAAUAUUAUUCAAAAGCCGCCGAAAAGGGUGACCCUGACGCGGAGUUGGCGUUGUCCGGUUGGUACCUGACGGGUUCGGAAGGCAUAUUGAAACAAUCUGAUGAUGAAGCUUAUUUGUGGGCACGAAAGGCAGCCGACAAAGGUUUUGCAAAGGCGGAGUAUGCCAUCGGUUACUAUUCCGAAGUUGGCAUUGGUGCGAAUCAAAAUCUUGAAGAAGCCAGAC
Messenger RNA from Acaulospora colombiana, 2440 nucleotides. Lineage: Eukaryota; Fungi; Glomeromycota; Glomeromycetes; Diversisporales; Acaulosporaceae. The record is from the annotation of a GenBank genome assembly.